AUGAGGACUACCACAUCAGGCAGGAACAAUGGUAUACAGUGGACACUCCUGACGCAACUCGACGAUCUCGACUUUGCCGAUGACCUGGCUCUCCUUUCGCACAACCACAGUCAGAUGCAGGACAAAACAACUCACCUUGAAACAACAUCAGCAGGAACGGGACUCAAGAUCAAUUUGAAGAAAACAGAAUUGAUGAAGAUCAACACCACUGUCCAAUUACCAGUCACAGUUGGUGGUGAUCCCAUCAUAGGAGUUGAGUCUUUCAUCUACCUGGGGAGUGUGAUGGACAGACAGGAUGGCACAGACCGUGCCAUCAAAUCAAGAAUCGGCAAGGCAAGAGCUGCGUUUACCAUACUAAAGAACAUAUGGGCCUCAAAGAACAUCCACAUUACUACCAAACUGCGGAUCCUCAACUCCAAUGUUAAGUCCGUCUUAAUGUAUGGAGCAGAGACAUGGAGAUCGACCAAAAUCAACCCUGCAGAAGAUCCAGACAUUUUACAACACCUGUGUGAGGCGCAUCUUCAAUAUCCGAUGGCCUGA
This is a messenger RNA of Ostrea edulis (European flat oyster), 540 nucleotides long. RefSeq lists its product as uncharacterized. The transcript has a single exon. Bases 1 to 540 code for a protein of 179 amino acids. Lineage: Eukaryota; Metazoa; Mollusca; Bivalvia; Ostreida; Ostreidae. The record is from RefSeq and is a predicted model, not a curated record.